Messenger RNA from Fraxinus pennsylvanica, 1602 nucleotides. Lineage: Eukaryota; Viridiplantae; Streptophyta; Magnoliopsida; Lamiales; Oleaceae. The record is from the annotation of a GenBank genome assembly.
AUGAUGGGUUCUGAGAACAAUAACAUCCAAGAAUCAAGCAGAGAACAAAUGGAAAUCCCAAUUCUCAACGAAGACGAUGGCAGCAACGACGACGUUUCGACCUCCAAAUCAUAUUCCAGUUACCGCAGUGCAAUGACCACACUAUCCUCCUCCUCUGAGCACCCUCUGUUGACGCCGCCGCCGCCGUCCAUUGCCACCACCCCCGCCGUGUCCGAUCCGCUGUUAUUUCCCUCUCACGAUCCGUUCCCGGAAUCCCCCUCCUAUGCUGAUGUCUUUAUCAGCCCCCUUGAGGAUAGUCCCAUUGUCUCCUCCGACGGAGACGGUGGGAGCGAUGAUGUACACGGCAAAUUAAGGGUGUCGCCGAGGUCCCAGCUAGAAGGCUCGGAGUAUUUGAGAAUUACGGUUUCUGAUCCAAAAAAAGAGGUUGAAUCUUCUAACUCUAUUGUUCCGGGUGGCAACAGUUACGUUACUUAUUUGAUCACCGCGAAUACGAAUAUUCAGGAGUAUGGAGGGUCGGAUUUUAGAGUUCGGCGGCGGUUUAGGGAUGUCAUUACGCUUGCAGAUCGCUUGAGUGAAGGCUAUAGAGGGUAUUUUGUUCCUAUACGGCCUGAUAAAAGUGUAAUGGAGAGUCAGGUGAUGCAAAAGCAGGAGUUUGUCGAGCAGAGGAGAGUUGCGUUGGAGAAGUACUUGAGGAGGCUUGCGAUGCACCCUGUGAUUAAGAAAAGCAACGAGUUAAAGGAGUUUCUAACGGUGGAGGGGAGAAUGCCUCUGUCAGCUAGAACUGACGUGGCAUCGAAGGUGCUUGACGGGGUGGUGGGGCUGCCAAAACAGUUGCUGGGGGAGUCGAGGAGUGGAGUUGGGUCGCAGGAUGCGGUGGAGCCAGCCAAGGGCAGGAUGGAUUUGCUGAGGCUGUUCAAGGAGUUGAAGCAAUCAGUUGUGCAUGAUUGGAGUAGGUCAAGGCCUCCUGUGGAGGAGGAGGAUAAAGAGUUCUUGGGAAAGAAAGAGAAGUUGCAUUAUCUCGAGCAGCAACUUACUAAUGCUUCUAAACAGGCGGAAUCACUGGUUAAAGCACAGGAGGAUAUGGGGGACACAAUGGGAGAAUUGGGGCUAGCAUUUAUUAAGUUGACAAAGUUUGAGAAUGAACAUGCCAUAUUGAAUACUCAAAGAAUGAGGGCUGCUGACAUGAAAAAUGUUGCAACUGCAGCUGUUAAAGCAAGCAGAUUGUAUCGAGCAUUAACUGCACAGACCGUGACGCAUUUGGAUACAUUGCAUGAUUAUAUGGGGCAGAUUUUAUCUGUACACAGUGCAUUCUCUGAUCGUUCAAGUGCUUUGUUGACAAUACAAAGCCUUACAUCCGAACUGUCUUCCUUGCAUUCAAGAGCUGCAAAACACGAAGCAACGUCAUCCAAAAAUUUUGGUGGUGACAACUCUAGGAUUCACAAAUUAGAAGAGCUAAAAGAAUCCAUUAGGGUCACAGAGGAUGCUAAAAGCCGUGCAAUCAGAGAUUAUGACCAAAUCAAGGUGGCAUAUACAGAGAGGAUUGGAAAUGAGUGGGCUAAGGUUAUGGAGGAGACUAGUAGAUAUGCCAAAGAGAAUGCAUAG